UAAAAAGGAGUGGACAUCCGAAGAAAAAACCUAAAACCGGAUCUUGCUCUCGAGGAUGAUGGGAUUACUCUCAAACCAAAUCUCCAGAGAGACAUUGAAGCCUGGAGAUCACAUCUACUCAUGGCGUAACGCUUAUACCUACUCUCACCACGGAAUCUAUGUAGGCGAUGAGAAGGUGAUACAUUUCACUCGUGGAGGUGAUCUGGAAACCAGAACCGGGACUUUCCUGGACAAGUUCAUCGCUAGUUGUGUUCCGAAUCAUGGAGGAGACAACAACCCGUGUCCCAAGUGUGGAGAUCAAUCCAAACUCCACGGUGUAAUCUCUUCUUGCCUUGAUUGCUUUCUCGCCGGAGGAAACCUCUAUCUCUUCGAGUACGGUGUCUCUCCAGCUUUCUUUGUCGCAAAACAACGAGGAGGUACUUGCACAACAGCACCUUCAGAUCCUCCUGAAGAAGUUAUUUUCCGUGCGAAAUUUCUCUUACUACGAAAUGGGUUUGGUGCUUACCAUCUGUUUGAGAACAAUUGUGAAGAUUUUGCCAUCUAUUGCAAAACUAGUUUGGUUGUCAUGUCAAAGAUCAAGUUGGGAAGAAGUGGUCAAGCCAAUUCGGCGUCUAUAGCAAGGGAUGCUGUUUCUUCGACAUUGGGACUUCUUGGGGUGGUGAACGCUAGUGGUAGAGCAGCUUCGGUGUUUUCUUCAACAGUUCGAUAUGUAGUUCCCAGUUUUGGUGCUGCUUUUGGUGGUCUGGUGUUGGUUGGGCAGUAUGGUAAGUAUUGUAUGGAUCGUCUGAAUUCCGACAUUGGUAUGAGAUACGAUGUUACUAAGUUGACUGUGCAAGGGCUCGUUUCCAUUAUUGAACUCAUGGAAGGCAGAUCGGAGGACAACAAGUCAAUUGUAGAUCAGAUUGAAGGCAGGGACUUACCACCGACCAUUACUCACGUUCAUGAGAAGUUGAUCAAUCAUGAAGCUAAGCUCUUGUCUCCCACUAUGCACUCUGCGCUUCCAGUCACGGCCAAUGUCGCAACGCAACGCCACAACAACAAUUCAAAUCGCCAUCACAAUAACAACAACAGGAAUCGCUACAACAACAACAGCAAUUCGUCUUCAAACUGGCAGCCAUCAUACAACAAAACAGAGCAGAGAGGUCCACGUCCUUAUCUCGGGCGCUGUCAGAUCUGCAGCGUACAUGGUCACUCUGCGAGGAGAUGUCCGCAACUUCAGGGUCGUGUUACUCACGUUCAUGAGAAGUUGAUCAAUCAUGAAGCUAAGCUCUUGUCUCCCACUUUGCACUCUGCACUUCCAGUCACGGCCAAUGUCGCAACGCAACGCCACAACAACAAUUCAAAUCGCCAUCACAACAACAACAACAACAACAGGAAUCGCUACAACAACAACAGCAAUUCGUCUUCAAACUGGCAGCCAUCAUACAACAAAACAGAGCAGAGAGGUCCACGUCCUUAUCUCGGGCGCUGUCAGAUCUGCAGCGUACAUGGUCACUCUGCAAGGAGAUGUUCGCAACUUCAGGGUCGUGUUACUCACGUUCAUGAGAAGUUGAUCAAUCAUGAAGCUAAGCUCUUGUCUCCCACUAUGCACUCUGCGCUUCCAGUCACGGCCAAUGUCGCAACGCAACGUAACAACAACAAUUCAAAUCGCCAUCACAACAACAACAACAACAACAACAGGAAUCGUUACAACAACAACAGCAAUUCGUCUUCUGUUGUUGAUCAACUAAUCAACUAAAACAUAUGAAUUUUCUUUAGCUCAUGUGGAAGGAGUGCCCUAUAUUAAGCCCCAUACAAUUUUCUUCCCUAUAUCCGCCACUGUUCAUGGCUAUAUUUCUCUAGUUGCAAUCUAUAUAUAUGUUCGUGUGA
Arabidopsis lyrata subsp. lyrata is the source of this 1869-nucleotide messenger RNA. Its product is annotated as probable polyketide synthase 38. The record is from RefSeq and is a predicted model, not a curated record. The transcript is spliced from 2 exons. Lineage: Eukaryota; Viridiplantae; Streptophyta; Magnoliopsida; Brassicales; Brassicaceae. The coding region runs from base 56 to 1738 and encodes 560 amino acids. Gene Ontology annotation, molecular function: nucleic acid binding; zinc ion binding.